AUGAUCCAGCACAAGCAGGAGGCGUUCUGGUUCUACCGCUUCCUGUCGAUCGUGUACGAUCACGUUAUCAACCCCGGUCACUGGACCGAGGACAUGCGUGACGACGCGCUCGAGCCGGCGGAUCUCAAUGACCGCAAUCUGCGCGUGGUUGAUGUUGGAGGCGGCACGGGUUUCACGACGCUCGGCGUGGUCAAGCACGUGGACGCCAAGAAUGUAACGAUUCUCGACCAGUCGCCGCACCAGCUCGCGAAGGCCAAGGAGAAGGCGCCGCUGAAGGACUGCACGAUCAUCGAAGGCGACGCGGAGGACCUGCCGUUUCCCACGGACUAUGCCGACCGUUACACCUCUGCUGGCAGCAUCGAGUACUGGCCCGACCCCCAGCGCGGCAUCAAGGAGGCGUACCGCGUCCUCAAGCCGGGCGGCAAGGCGUGUCUCAUCGGUCCCGUGCACCCCACGUUCUGGCUCUCGCGGUUCUUCGCGGACAUGUGGAUGCUCUUCCCCACGGAGCAAGAGUACAUUGACUGGUUCACCAAGGCCGGCUUCUCCGAUGUUAAGCUCAAGAGGAUCGGCCCUAAGUGGUACCGCGGGGACCGCCGCCACGGACUCAUUAUGGGCUGCUCCGUUACCGGCGUGAAGACCCAGCCCGGGGAUUCUCCUCUCCAGAUGGGUCCCAAGGCUGAGGACGUGAAGGGCCCGUUCAACCCCUUCUCUUUCGCCUUCCGCUUUAUUGUGGGCACCAUCUGCAGUCUGUACUAUGUUAUCAUCCCCGUCUACAUGUGGCUCAAAGACCAGCUUCUGCCCAAGGACUGGAAGUUCACUGAGGACUAG
Molecule: messenger RNA, 828 nt
Organism: Closterium sp. NIES-65
Lineage: Eukaryota; Viridiplantae; Streptophyta; Zygnematophyceae; Desmidiales; Closteriaceae
Source: the annotation of a GenBank genome assembly